GGUGAGCGUGACAUCAGCAAGCUGCGCGGGCACGCGGCUUCUCAGGCCCCGAAAUAUACGCGUUUCAUAAACUUCUGAAAACGACAUUUGCACACAUGUAAAACAUAUUGUUUGGUUGUAUUGUCUAAGAAUAGCUUCCACCAUGAAGUGCGAGACCACUAUCUGAAAGACAGCAUGUCACUUCUAUACCAGGGUAUGAUCACCACAUCCACUUGGGUCGUAUUACCCGAUGAUUGGCUGUCAUUUCAAUCUGGUACAGCUCUGCACCUGUCCCUGUACAUUUAGCAGCUCGAACAGCACUAGAGGGGUGUGGACAUCAUACAGAGGAUCUGAAACGGGAAGUGAGACAUCUGAGGAUGGAGAGUGAGGUGCGUGAAAAAGAGAUGGCACGUCCCACAUAUGUGGAAGACCUUCCCAUCCCUAAAGAAGGCGCUACUAAAGAGUCCAAUGUGGAAAAAAAGAAAGUUGCUGGAACAGAGGUGAAAAUCAAGAAAGGGGCAUCAAAGGAAUCUGAAUCCAAAAGUACGUGUGAGCUGCAAAUUACAGAGGAGCUGGAUGAGUUUGCGGAAGUGGGUCUGAAAAAAAACAAUGAUACUGCAGAAAAUCCCACUCGUCCAGUUUCCAAACCAACAAAACGAAGUAUCACUGAGUCCAAGCCAGUACCCAAGACUGCAACUGUGAAAAAGAAGCUGGAGCCCAAAAAUGUGGGGCCGGUGAGAGAUGACGAUGCUCCCCCAUGGAAUGGAAUCACACUUAAUAGAUGCUUGGUUGUUGCAGCUUUUCUUGCUCUGCUCAGCGUUGGGUUCCAGGUUGUGCAAGAUGCUGUAGACAUGGAUGAUGAAUUAGCAGAAGUAGAGGCUGGACUUUGGACUCCACAUGACACCACUGACCAGCAGCAGCCUGAGCCUUGGUUUUUUGAAGGUUGGUUUAGCACAUCUCCAGGAGAGGAACCUGAUGUAAUGGAAGACCCAGAGGAACCUGGAGAACCAGAAGAACUGGAAGAACCAGAGGAACUGAAAGAACCAGAGGAAACAGAAUUACCUGAAACGGAAGAUGAACUAGCAGAAGCUGUAGAUGUUUCUGAAACACAAGAACCUUUAGAAUCAAAAAUUGAAGAUAAAAAAGAAAGUCAGGACAAACCAAAACAAUCUCAUCAGUGGGGGUUGAAGCCCAAAAACAAGUACAUGGAAACAAAGGCAAUCAAAAUCCGCAGGGCAUCUGAAGGUGCAUCCCGAGAAAAUGUGCUCUUCCCAUUUAUGAAGCGACCUAAGGAGACAUCCAAACACCCACGAGAGUUACAAGAAAAAGCAUACAAAGACAAGGGUUACAAGAAAAAGGAUAAGGAUAAGCAGUACGAACAUCCAAAGAAGCAGGAAGACAAAAAGCAAUAUAAGAAAAGAAAAGAGGAACCAAACAAAUAUGUCAAACAUGACAAAGAGAGAAAAGAAGAGAAAGAUAAAAAGAGGUUUAAGGAACACCAACAAGAGAGAGGCUACAGGAAGCAGCAUGAUGUCAAGCAUCAUGGGUAAAAGACAUUUUAAACAAAAAUCUCACAACAGUUUGAAGUGAUUCUAUAUAUAUAUAUAUAUAUAUAUAUAUAUAUAUAUAUAUAUAUAUAUAUAUAUAUAUAUAAACAAUUUGUGAUUUAGUGGAUUACAUUUUGCUACUGAAACACUUUGAUUAUUCUACUCUCUUCAUUAAAUACCGGUAGUAUGAAA
Molecule: messenger RNA, 1718 nt
Organism: Spea bombifrons (plains spadefoot toad)
Lineage: Eukaryota; Metazoa; Chordata; Amphibia; Anura; Pelobatidae
Gene: JSRP1
Product: junctional sarcoplasmic reticulum protein 1
Exons: 8
Coding region: 357-1529 (390 amino acids)
Source: RefSeq, a predicted model, not a curated record